Messenger RNA from Staurois parvus, 256 nucleotides. Lineage: Eukaryota; Metazoa; Chordata; Amphibia; Anura; Ranidae. The record is from the annotation of a GenBank genome assembly.
ACCAGGGGCGGACUGACCAUUUGGAAACUCGGGCACUGCCCAAGGGCCCGGGGUUAGUAGGGGGCCCCAUGAGCUGCCCCUGGUACCUUUUUCAAGUUUGGGCAAGGACACAGGGGCCCCAUGAUCCCCUAUUGCCCGGGGGCCCCAUGAGUUGUCAGUCCGCCCCUGACCAGCACCAAAGCUGAACUCUAGGAAUGAUCUGUACUGCAUACUUACAUUGGUCCAGUUUGGCACAAUAAUGCCUCCUGAUCAAUGG